Messenger RNA from Chilo suppressalis (striped riceborer), 6003 nucleotides. Lineage: Eukaryota; Metazoa; Arthropoda; Insecta; Lepidoptera; Crambidae. The record is from the annotation of a GenBank genome assembly.
GUUUAUUUCCGAAAUAGAUCAGAUAAAUUGUGUAAUUAUAACCACCUUUUUUAAAAUUAAGACAAUAAAUGUUUAAUUUAUUUUAAAUUAGACAUUAAUACUACUGUUUGUUCAAACAUUUGAUCAGAAAGUUUGUAAGAUUUUGGUAAGUUAAUCAUUGUAGCUUAAGAGAACAAUCAAUCGAAAUAAAGGUGCACGCCGCCGAGAGACUAGAAAAGGGAUAGGUAGCUGUGUAGGUACUGGUAACGAGGCACACACUUACACACUCAUAAAUUCAUGGCAAAUUAUACACUAAAACUUUGUUUGUGUUGUGCUUGUUGUUCUGCGUACGGGCAUCAAGCUAAUAACCGCUCAAUUUUAGUAGUUUAUUAUGUUACCCUUAUAAAGUAAUUGAGUAAUUUGAAUUACAAACUAAUGUAAUUUAAAUUACUUCGGACGUAAGUAAUUGAAUUACAGUAAUUUCAAAUACAUAUAAUUUCAAUUAAAGUAAUUCAAUUACAAAAGUAAUUAAUUACGCCCAACACUGAUCACACACAACUAGAGGUCCCCUGAGGUUUCACCCGCGUCAAUUUGAAUAAAAUGGUUUAUAGUGAGUCAAACUUAAAAUAUGGACAUAGGCUGUAUAGUGGACUUUUUACAAAACUUUUAAAGGGGAAGAAUACAUGAUUUUUGUGUAACUUUAACCGUUUACCCAGCGUACGCAACGGAAUCUCACAAAUGAAAUGUUUUUAUCCGUUUUUGCAACAUUUUUCAUCGAUGCUUCGCUACUACUAGGUCGUAGCCUGGUAAUAUAUGGCUUAGCCUUUCUCGAUAAAUGCACUGACCGAUACAAAAAGAUUUUUUCAAAUCCGAACAGCAGAGCAAUGUUGCAUUCGGUACAACGGGUCCUAAACUGCGCAACGAUUUUUUUGCUUAGAAUAGAAGGUUUAUAAUUGUUAUGAAGAAAGUCAUUGGUGUCGAUUCUAGCGUGAUUCUCUAAACUUAAAACUAAAUUUAACAUCAGUCUCUCCUCUUCAUUCUGUAUAGAGAACAGGGAUACACUGUUGUCAAAUUUAAUUUUAGCUUAAGAGCAUAAUGCCAGAAUCGACAUCAUUAUGUAAGUAUAAUACAAGCCUUUGAACAAAAACUAUAGUACACUACAGCUCUAAACUGUAGCAAAGCGAGGGCGGGCCACUAGUGAUCUAAUAUUUAAACAGCCCCAAGUCGUGCUCGCUGCAAAUACUGUUGUUACGAUGUUACACAACAUGUAUAAAAUUCUUAUUAAAUUACAUGUUUGUUUUGAGAGUCAGAACAACAUUUUAUGUAAAUCGUCUUUGACACCCCAUCAUUGUUUACCCAGGUGUGGCAACUGAGUCAGUUUUCUACACUAAUAUAGAUAAACGGCGAUUGCAAGUGCUGCGUGAAAAUUGAAUAGAUGGUUAUAAAGGUCAUAUCCUAACUUACUAACUAAUAUUAGAAAUGCAAAAAUAGGAAACACCAUGUUCCAGCAGGAUUGAAGUGGCAGAUCGGUUGUUGCAUGAGAAAACAACAUAAUUUUUCAUUUUUGUGGGAGCUCUGAUUCGCGAUACGGAACGAUCCAAAAUAAUAGAGGUCGCGCGUGAACUACAUAGUUUUAUUUAACGCACAUGGUCGAGUGGCCACGUACUUUGGCGAAAGGGGUUCGCCCGCCUAUGCAAUUCUCCAAUGGUAUAUGCUCUAAGAAAUAAAACUGUAAGUAAUGAUAUUCAUUUGUAUGAAUUCCAAUGUAAAGAACAUUUAUGAAGUCUGUAUGCACUCAAUAUUCUUUGCCUUCCAAAAAGAAGAAGCUGGAGAAGAUUAAAAAAAAUAAAAAAAGAAAGGGUGCAUUCCGUAAUGUAAACCAGUAUACUGGCCAAUGCUAAUGACGUCACGAAUCCGACGCCAUAUUGUACUGGUAUGCUACCAUAUUUCUUCCGGGAAAAAAACGAAUAUGACUUAUGACCGAGCGUGCGUGAGAUGCAUUCGAAUUUUAUUUCUUUUUUAUUUAAAGAACAAUAAUGGCAUACGAACAAAACGAAUUCCUUUUAAUUGAUGAGGUGAAUAAAAAAUCUUCUUUAUUCGCACUAUUUUUAAUAUUUCGUCGUUUAUGACGUCAGUGUACUGGCCAAUAUAUUUCGAAACAAUUCACCAGUAUAGCGUCGAUUCAUGACGUCAUUAACACUGGCCAGUAUUCUGGUAUAUAUUACGGAAUGAACCCAAAAACUCUUGAGGCUUGCGGGUUUUUGCCUUUUUUUUUACUUGACAUCAUAUCUAACUAGUCUGUGCUGUGCUUGACAUUGGCUGAAAGCACAAACCGUGCAUGCCUUAAAAAAAGAAAAAUAAGAGGAGGCUCGCGGUUUUAAUUUGUUGUCAUUAAUUUUAUCUUCUAUUUUCCGGGAAAAUUAUGUUUGAAAAAAUACCAAAUAAAAGAAAACUGUAGCUGAAAAAAGAAGAGAAGCUGUGAGCUAAAAGAAAUGGAGGAAUACGAAGCGCUUGAAAUAUUGGAUCCAGACACCACUUGUACUUUAUGUUAUGCUGAAUUCCUGGACCCAGAAGACCUCUAUAUACACAUAAACCAGGUACAUUCCACGGAACAAGUGGGUUCUAUUGUAAAUUGCCAGUUUUGUGCUUAUUUUUGUAGCGAUAUUGAGUCUUAUGCGGUCCAUUUAAGAGAUGCUCAUUUAACUGAUUUGAAAUGCUGCAAAUAUUGCACCAGGGUUUUUGACGACUCCAGCGCACACAAGAGACACGAAAUCAAGCACUACAUAUAUGUGAACAAAUCUGCAUACUCAUGUUCGCACUGCAAAGACGUAUUCACAACAUUAAGUGAACUAAGAGACCAUGAUCGCUUAAAUCAUAGUGAUUCUGCAGAAGGCGCCUUACUAAAUGAAGUAUUCCCUGUCUUAUCGUCUCUUCUGAAUGCUAAUGCUAAGAAGUUUCUCCAGUCGUUGAAUGAUGUUGAUGUUUUAUAUGUAUGCUUGAAAUGCGACCACACAACACCAAAAAUAACUGAUUUUAUUGAACAUCUAAAAUUAAAAGGAUGUCGUUCUCUCUCUUGCGAUGGUUGUUCAUCAGUAUACAAGACCAAGAAAGGCUUGUAUAAACAUUACAAUGCGCAUCCUGAGUGUUUUAACGGUGUAAGCACAGUGAAACAAUGUUCAGAGUGCUUAAAAGAAUAUGACAUAAAAACUUUAAGAGAGCACAGUAGAACUUGUAAACCUAUCAAGUGUAAAAAAUGCAAUAUUGUUUUUAAUUCCAUGUACGAACUAACUAAACAUCAAACAGAGACACAUCCGGCGAUAGUGCUACUUCAACAAUGUCAAUAUUGCAAUAAAGAUUUUGCUGGACAAGCAGCAAUGGAGAAACACAUAGAAAGAGUACACAAGAGCAAUCUCCACCUUUAUAAAUAUAGAUGUGUCUACUGUGAUGUUGUAUUUAAACAUCCAAAAAAAUUAUUUGGUCACUUCUUUUCCACACAUAAGGAUUUAGAACCUUACACUUGUAAAAUAUGUGACAAGAAGUUUAGGAUUCGGAGGAAUUUCACUCUUCACAUCAAACUAGAUCAUAAAAGUAUAGGUUAUGUUGAAUUUGAUGACAAAUAUCACGUUUACUUCAGUGAAACAAAAUCAGAACGGCCUGUUAAACAGUCAACCGAAACUGGUGGGGAACAGAAUAAAAUAAAAGAUGGUACUGCCUUGAAUAAGAAAUCUGGAGAAUUGGAAGAAACUGAGCAAAAUAAUGAAAUUGAUUCGAAGCAACAAUCAAGUCAGUCGAGUAAUCGAGUUCGUUUUAAUGUUGAAGAUAAUGAGAAAAAUAUAAGUUUUCCAGAUAUCAAUUCAGAUUUCAUGAGUGCGACAGAGACGGAAGGUAAUCAAACUGAGGGAGACAUAGAAAAGAGUACAUCAUUAAAAAGGAAACUUAAAACUAAAAAAAAUAUUAACAAAAGACGAUGGCCACAAACUCUAGAUGAAAUUGUUAUAACAGAUUCCUCUUCAGAUGAAGAUGAAUCUCUUUUGGUAUUAAAAAAGAGAGUAGCAAAACAACAUAAAACCAGAUUAGCAAAAGCAAAGAGAGCAAUGAACAAUGCGUUGUCAUCACAAGUAAUUAAAAAAAGUGGUAAGAAAAAUAAGUUGGUAUGUGAUGUUUGCAAAAAACCCUGUUACACAUAUCAAAAUUACAAUAAUCAUAUAGCUUCACAUAGAAAGAAUGCCACUGUUAAGUGUGUCAAAUGUUCAGAAACAUUCAAAACAAGGAAGGCACUAAACGAUCAUUACUCUAAAGAGCAUUCUAGCUCACAGUUGACGGAAACUUUAAAGAAUCUCUUGGAAAAACGAAAGAGUCUUGCAUCUACAAAAGCAGUAUUAUCUGUUAAAAAUGAGAAGUUUAAGCUGACUAUCAAAAAAGUUUGCACACAAAGCGACUCUGUACCUGCAACUGUAGUAGCUGUCGGGGACACCCCUCUAUCGGUCCGAAAGUUCAUAGAAAGCUUUGUGCCAGAAACAGACGCUCCGAAGAAAGAUAUCAAUAUUGAUACAAAUAUAACAAUCAAAAAAGUCUACGGAAGUCGAUGGUCUGUACCUAAGAUUAAGAUGACAAAAUGUAAUUUGGAUCAUCAGCAUUUUCAAAAUGGAACAAAACUAGCAAUGCCUGUGCCAUUCAAAAAGACCCAAAACGAACAACACAAGGUUACAGUAAAAGCUGUAGAAACACCAAUCUGCGAGUCCCCAGAACACACUUCUACUGUGUCGGUCCAUCAAGAUUAUCCAGACCAAGAUGAUUAUCAUGAAGAUGACAAUGACGAGCAGACGAUACCGGAGGUGGCUCAAGAAGUCAUGUUAGAAGGAUCUGAAGAUCCCACACCUAAAACUAUUUAUAUACCACACAAGGUCGUGAUUCCCAAACUCGCACCUCAGUGUAAGAAGAUACACAUCGCACAUUUACAGCCAGAGGCACCUUACUAUAAGAUAGUGAAAGUUGAAGAUGCAUUAAACCCCAAGAAGAAACCGGAAGCGGUUUCGGUGCCAAAGAAGGAUAUAAAGCUACCUGAUGGAACGACUUUAGUUAGCGUGAAUCCAUUGGCUCACCUAUUAGGCGAUACACCAGUCGAGAAGAUCAUUGAAAGCACGAAGAAUAAGCAUUACACGCCUAAACCGAAAGACUUCGCGUCUGCCGUAGCUAAAGCGAUGUUGAAAUUGGCCAAAACCAGUGAAGCGUCUGCCCCGAAACGUAGAAGGAAAGCUAAAGAAUCAAAAUAACCUAGAUAUGGGUGUAAAAUUUAUGAUAGAUUUGUCGAGAUAAAUAAGAAGUUUUCCAAAGACUUUAAAUUGUCUUCAUUAUUGAAAAUUCUACAAAAAUGUUCAUGAUGUCAUCUAUAUAUAUUUUACUUGACUAUUGUUUUUUUCGUUUAAAUAUACAGAAGCAUAAGUUACAAUCUAUUAUAAUUAUAUGAAUACAAUGUUUUUUUAUUAUUAUUUUGUACAUAAAUACUAUCUCACUCAAAUGCUUUUAAAUAAUGAUUACAUUGUACAUCAUUAAAGCUUUCUGUCAUCAGCUGGUCAAAUGCUUAAUUCUUUCGCAUUUCGUUAAAAUUUAGGGUAAAAAUGAAUCAGGAUUUUUUUCUACUGUAUGUUGGUCUCGCUCUUAUAUUAUGGUUAUUUUUAUUUAAAUUUUAAAUUAUUUAACGACUAUUUCCAGUAAUCGAUAUGCAUAGCUGGGCACCGAUAAUCAAAUAGUUAACUUCGUUAAUCGUUAAUCCGUUACUAAAAAAAUUAACGUCGUUAAACGUUAAGGCACUUUGCAGACGACGGGGCGGGGCGGGCCGGUCAAUUUCGCCACGAAUAAUAGCACAAAGUGAAUCCUAUACUUCAAACGCACACAGAGGGCAAAACGACCGCGCCGCAGGUGCCCGGCGGGUAGUGGCGGCGCGGCAUGUCCGCGGCUGCCCGCCGUGGAUCAUACAAACCAGUUUAUAUGCAGUAAGGCCGUAUACAGAAAGAAAGCCGAAAG